AUGACGGACACCAUUUCUCUCCUCAAAGGUGUGACAUGUUUCAGGACUGCUUCAGAAAAUAUUUUCCUUAUCCAACCUUUACAGCAUAACAGUAAUUUGCUGACAGUAUUUUUGUUUGUGUUUUUUUCCCAGGCAGAAAACCUACUACAACACUUGCAGGAAAAUUUUCAAGCAUUGAUUGACAAGACCAAAUUAAGAAUGGAUGAAAUGGGUGAACGCAUAGAUGAUUUAGAAGAGCACGUUACUGGACUGAUGACACAAGCGGGAAUAGAAAAUGCUGGUGAAGAAAUAAUGCACUGAAGAUGAAGUUAUCAGGAUGAUAAAAGAAGUACUCAGAAACAGAGACCUUGAGAGCGAGCUACAAUUCUACAACAUAGGCUGUUCAUACUAGUCUGCGACUGAUGAACUGACAAAUUCGGCCUACUAGGACAUCAGUGGCUAUAGUAAUAUGAAACACAAAAUAUCUAGCUUUUAUUACUGUUACAAUAAAAGUUUUAAAUAUUUUUAUAAGAUUAUCUUUGAAACCUGAUAGUACUGAUCUCGUGAUGAUUUAUAUAUUUAUAAUAAAAGCAAACAUAUAAGCUUUUUUCAU
Molecule: messenger RNA, 592 nt
Organism: Anolis sagrei ordinatus
Lineage: Eukaryota; Metazoa; Chordata; Lepidosauria; Squamata; Anolidae
Source: RefSeq, a predicted model, not a curated record